Lycium ferocissimum is the source of this 838-nucleotide messenger RNA. Its product is annotated as co-chaperone protein p23-1-like. The transcript is spliced from 6 exons. Gene Ontology annotation, cellular component: nucleus; cytosol. Lineage: Eukaryota; Viridiplantae; Streptophyta; Magnoliopsida; Solanales; Solanaceae. The coding region runs from base 154 to 705 and encodes 183 amino acids. Gene Ontology annotation, biological process: protein folding; chaperone-mediated protein complex assembly. Gene Ontology annotation, molecular function: protein-folding chaperone binding; Hsp90 protein binding. The record is from RefSeq and is a predicted model, not a curated record.
UUGCAGUGGCACCCUUCAAAUUUCAAAACUUCCAUUAUGUAAUCAAUAAAAUAAAACCUACCACCGUUUCAGUAACUUCCUUAACAUAAUUUCAAGAACGGCACAAUCUUCUUUUCUCUCAAUUUUGCAAAACCAAAACACACUAGCAGCACCAUGAGCCGACAUCCUGCUGUCAAGUGGGCCCAGAGGUCUGAUAAGCUGUUUAUCACGGUUGAGUUACCUGAUGCCAAGAAUGUAAAGCAAAAACUAGAACCAGAAGGAAAAUUCUCUUUUUCGGCGACUGCUGGAGCGGAUAAUGUACCAUAUGAAGUGGAUCUUGAUCUCUUUGAUAAAAUUGAUGUUGAUGAGAGCAAAUCUAGUGUUACUUCUAGAAAUAUCUGCUAUCUUGUAAAGAAAGCAGAAGACAAGUGGUGGAGCAGACUGGUUAAGCAGGAAGGUAAACCUCCAAAGUUUUUGAAAGUUGACUGGGACAAAUGGGUUGAUGAAGAUGAACAGGACAGUGCACCAGCUGGACCAGACAUGGAUUUUGGUGACAUCGACUUUUCGCAACUAAACAUGGGUGGUGGUCCUGGGGAUCUUGAUGCCGAUGAGCUGGAAGGAGAAGAUGAUAGCGACACCGAAGAAGAAAUCGAGGAAGGAAAUCAUGAGCAUAGUGAAGCUCAAGCGGUGACUCCAGCAAGCACUGAACCUGAGACAAAAGCUUGAAAGAUCCCAUUUUUUUUAGUGCUUUUGUGAACUUCUGAUGUCUUAAUGCUAUACACUGUUAAUUAGAUGCACAUGGAGGAAUUAUUAAUUGUUAGUAUACGAUAUGUAGUUUGAACUAAUGUGUCUGCUUAUU